CGGAAGUUGACGCUCGGGCGGCGGUGGAGGUGUUUUCUUCGGGCGAGCCGGUGACUUAGCGUGCGGGGAGGAGGUGCGUCCUUCUUCGGCCGAGAGCCGCGGAAAUGAUCAACUUUUGCCAUGAAUAGAGUUCUGAUAAGGUGGCUGGGCCAGUAUCUGCCAUGGCAUCAGAGCUCUGUAAAACAAUAUCGGAGGCAAAGCUAGAAAGGCACAAGAAUUUAUUCUUGAACUAUCGAAAUCUUCAUCAUUUUCCUUUAGAAUUGCUAAAGGAUGAAGGUCUGCAGUACUUGGAGAGACUAUAUAUGAAAAGAAAUUCCUUGACUACCUUGCCAGAGAACCUUGCCCAGAAGCUUCCAAAUCUUGUGGAACUAUAUCUCCAUUCAAAUAAUAUUGUUAUUGUACCUGAAGCAAUUGGUUCCUUGGUUAAGCUGCAGUUUCUGGACUUAAGUGACAAUGCUCUUGAAAUUGUGUGCCCAGAAAUUGGUCGCUUGCGAUCUCUACGCCACCUUCGAUUAGCUAAUAAUCAGCUAAAAUAUUUACCAGCAGAGCUUGGAGACCUUAAAGAGCUACAGACGCUGGAUAUCUCAUCCAAUCAUUUGAUAACUUUGCCUGAAAAACUGCACAUGUGCCUCUCUCUUCAGUACCUCACUGCUGACCAAAAUCAUCUCUGGCACGUCCCUCGCCAUCUUUGCCAACUUCCCAGUCUCAAUGAGUUGUCCAUGGCUGGAAACCAGCUUGCAUUCCUGCCACUUGAUUUAGGUCGUUCCCGGGAACUGCAGUAUGUUUAUGUGGAUAACAACGCUCACCUUAAAGGUCUCCCUUCUUACCUAUAUAACAAAGUCAUUGGUUGUAAUGGCUGUGGUUCUCCUGUUCAGAAAGCAGAGGUGAAGCUUCUCUCCUUUUCAUCAGGACAGUUGACUGUUUUCCUCCCAGCAGAGGUGAAGUUAAUAGGGACAGAACUGGACCAUGUGCUACCCUUGCAGGAGAUGGCCAUGCGGACAUUGUAUAACACAUACUGCCAAUCUCUAAAAGGUUUGAAGUUUAUGACUCCGAUCUCAUUACCCAGAAGCCUCUUGGAUUUGCUACACUGCCCUCUGGGACAUUGCCAUCGUUGCAGUCAGCCCAUGUUUACUAUUGUCUAUCCAAAGCUCUUCCCCUUGAGAGAGACACCAAUGGCUGGAUUACAUCAGGGGAGAACAACUGUUAGUUUUGUGGCAUAUUGCUGCUCCACCCAGUGUCUGCAGACCUUUGACCUAUUGAGCUGAUAAAUACUUAAAGCUAUCCAGGAGCGGUGCCAGCUUAAAGCAGCAUUAGACUGUGGCUCCUGACCAUACUAGAACUUGUAAGUGUAUGUGCCAAAGCAGCAGGCGUCAUGCCCAGCUGGGAACACCGAGAACCACUUGAAGCCUGCGCCUCUAUCGAAUGUGGAUGAAAGGCAGAAACCCUUUUGGAAGUGCUGUGAUUCUCCGGCAUUAGAAAAUGUUUAACGCCUUCCUGUUCCUCCCCAGGCAGAACGCAAAGCAGGCAAACAUGGAAGCGAAGAGCUUGCUGGACCCUCUUGGAACUUGUACACGUGAUUCAAGUUGCAUUUCAUACACAACUUCACUUGGGCGGCUUGGGCAAUAUCAGUUGGCAUGGGUUUUUUAAUGAUACCUUUGCAGUCCUUGUAACUUUUUCAAUUACUUCCCUGCUUGAUUUCCUGUUACUGCCCUCUUGAGAAGCAGCCAUUUAAGGUAACAAUUUAUUUAUGCUAGUGAGGUUUUUCCCUACUUUCCAUUAACGAUCCAAUACGUUUUCUUUCUUCCCCAACUGAUGUUUUGAUAGUUACUGAGACUCAAAGAUGUACUCGCGAAACACUUUUAUUCUGAACAUUACUUGAUGCGGUCCGUCUUCCAGUUGGGUAGGCAGAGAGAAUGUUUUAAGUUCUCCUUCAUAUGUGGUUGAGUCCUGAAGAGACCACUGUAGGCAGACACAGAAAGCAAAUUCCUCACUUGUUGGUGACCCUUUACAAAACAUUUUUCACCCUUGAUAUUGAGGAGCUAAUGAGGUUCUAAAAAUGCCAGUAGAUUUAGAAUAAGUAAAAAGUUGUCUCUGGCCUCCCCUUCACAUUUAAACUAUAAACACUUUUGUAUGUUAAUGGUAGUUGUUGUAAGUCUAUGGCCUUUGUGCAUGUUGAACUACAUCACCUUCUGAUCACACUCAUUGCCUUUUGUAGCUGUGCAUGGUGGUAGUUGUAGUCCAGCACAGCAGGAGAAUGCUGCGUUGUAGAAGUAUUGUAUUGUACGCUCUUUGGAGCCCCUGUUUCAAUACUUUAAUUUUGCCAUCAAGUGGUCUAAAAUUGGGGAGGCCACAAAAAGGGUUGAAACAAACUCAUUUUUCCUACACUAUUUCUAAAGAGCUGUGGUAGCAUUUUAAGUUAUGCUCAAGAAAUCUCUUGAUCAAACAUUAAACAUUAAACAUCAAAAAUAAUCAAACGUUCUUUCUGCUCCAAGGAUUGCUUCUUAGAAUCUUUGUGCUUAAACAGCUCAGAAGUCUGCAGGAAUCACAGAAUGUGGGCAUUAAGUUGCCAUUUAAUUUUUGAAAGAAAAAAAGGAGGAAAGCCUCAACUCUUCUUAAAUGGUUUACAGAUAUUUUUCAGAAUAUUGGUUGCUCGCAUCAUUAUUAGUGGCAGUUGCUUGCAAGUUUGACAUACUGAAUUCUCUUCUUGUUAACAGCUAGUAAUCUGAAAAGUUCAAAUAUUUUUUGAAGUGGCAUGGUGGAGAAGAUUAGGAUCCCUACCAGGUGCAUGGCAAGGGGUAAUGAGAGAACAUGCACAUCUUUGAUGCCAGAAAGAAAUGGACCCCCUCCCUUUAUGAUUUCAUCCUCCUGUAUGCUCUUCUUAAAGAACAAUUCCAUGGAAUUCAGGUUAAAAAGUGUAUAUUUUGAACUAUUAGUUGGUAGGAUUCUGAAUAGUACAGCUACAGAGUCUUUGAGAGGGGGCCAUGUAAAGCAGUACCUAAACAUAAUAGCUAAAGGGAUACAUGGAAUUCUUUCACCUGAACUUUCUACAGUACAUUAAAAAUGCAAGUAUCUUCCUGCCCUUUGAAAUGGGUACCAUUCAAAAUUCAGCCAUCUCAGUCAGUUAAGAGUCAAGCUUCUUGUUCUAGCUGCUCCCAAGGACUGUCUGAGAAUUCUAUAGAUCUCUUCAGAGUUCAUCAAUAUUUCUGCAGACAGGAAAAGCAUAAUAGCAUGAAGCUUGGUUGUCACAUCCUUUGUAACUUUCUGCUCUCCUGGGAAGCGGACAGGUUCUGGGCAAAUCAAAGUAGGAAGGCAAACUUCCUCAAUCCAGGUGCCCUCCAAGGGCAUUUGCUCUGAGAGCAAUUCCUCACAUUUGGAAGGUGCCCAGGUUGGGGGUGUCUGAAAUAAGAAACAACACCUUACAUAAUCCUCCUCCUUUCACCCUUGCCUUUGUUUUGUGUUUUAGCACAGUUGGUGCAUAUACACACUUAUAUCGUUAAUUCUUCACCCGCAGCUUUUGUUGUUCUCCUUUUGGGGAGAAUUAAGGAAAUGGGAGGACUGAGACUGUUGUUCUGCCAUUCCACCCUGGGUCCUCAUAUUACCAAAUGUGCAAUUACCCUGAGUAGCUAUAAUGUUUCAUCCACCUCCUAUUUCAUCAAUCCCUGCAUUCUUAAUUUUAAAGAUAAAAGAGCCCAAAUGUAUAGUUUGGCUGCAAUCACAAUUCUUUCUAAUUACAAUCAUCCCAAAAUAAAACCAAACAGAUGCAUCA
Molecule: messenger RNA, 3766 nt
Organism: Candoia aspera
Lineage: Eukaryota; Metazoa; Chordata; Lepidosauria; Squamata; Candoiidae
Gene: LRRC28
Product: leucine rich repeat containing 28
Exons: 10
Coding region: 162-1265 (367 amino acids)
Molecular function (GO): protein binding
Source: RefSeq, a predicted model, not a curated record